Molecule: messenger RNA, 6456 nt
Organism: Ficedula albicollis (Collared flycatcher)
Lineage: Eukaryota; Metazoa; Chordata; Aves; Passeriformes; Muscicapidae
Gene: NCOA2
Product: nuclear receptor coactivator 2
Exons: 24
Coding region: 363-4754 (1463 amino acids)
Biological process (GO): cellular response to hormone stimulus; positive regulation of transcription by RNA polymerase II
Cellular component (GO): nucleus
Molecular function (GO): nuclear receptor binding; protein dimerization activity
Source: RefSeq, a predicted model, not a curated record
UUAUUGCCAUCAAGAAUGCGUGCUUGAGAUGUAUCUGAGUAGUGAGGCCCCCUGCAUACACAGCUCCUAGAAAUCAUUGUCUGCAUCGCUGAGUCUUGGACUCCUGCUCCGUUCCAUGCACAGGAUGGACUUGCUCUGGGAAUGAAUCUGGUUGAUGCAUUGGAGAAGGCUGUUCUCUGGAGUACCCCUGCCUCCCUUCCAGCAGAAGUCGGGACGUGCGUGGUGGACGAGGCAGGGGAUUGCAGAAGGCAGGAGCCAUCCUGGUGCUCUGUGCAGCUGCAUGCUGCCCUGGCGAGCGGGACUCCCUUCCUGGCUGUGCUGCAGACUUCCUAGGGGAUGCUAGUUGCUGAUAUGUGUUCAAGAUGAGUGGGAUGGGAGAAAAUACCUCUGACCCAUCCAGAGCAGAGUCAAGAAAGCGCAAGGAUCCCGAUCAGGUUGGACCCAGCCCUAAAAGAAGCACUGAGAAACGCAAUCGUGAGCAAGAGAAUAAAUACAUUGAAGAACUUGCAGAGCUGAUUUUUGCAAAUUUUAAUGAUAUUGACAACUUUAACUUUAAACCUGACAAAUGUGCAAUCUUGAAAGAAACUGUGAAGCAAAUUCGUCAGAUAAAAGAACAAGAAAAAGCAGCAGCAGCUAAUGAAGAUGAAGUGCAAAAGGCAGAUGUAUCGUCUACAGGUCAGAGUGUCAUCGACAAGGAUGCACUUGGACCAAUGAUGCUUGAGGCCCUAGAUGGGUUCUUCUUUGUAGUGAACCCGGAAGGUAAUGUUGUGUUUGUUUCUGAGAAUGUGACACAGUACCUGAGGUACAACCAAGAAGAGCUGAUGAACACAAGCAUAUACAGCAUCCUGCAUGUAGGGGACCACAAUGAAUUUGUCAAAAUCCUGCUGCCAAAAUCUUUAGUGAAUGGGGGAUCUUGGUCUGGUGACACUCCUAGGCGUAAUAGCCAUACCUUUAAUUGUCGGAUGCUGGUAAAACCUCUUGCUGAUUCUGAAGAAGGCCAUGAUAACCAGGAAGCACAUCAGAAAUAUGAAACUAUGCAGUGCUUUGCUGUUUCUCAACCAAAUUCUUUCAAGGAGGAUGGUGAAGAUUUGCAGUCUUGCUUGAUUUGUGUUGCAAGAAGAGCUCCAAUGAAGGAGAGACCCCUUCUUCCUUCGUCAGAGAGCUUUACUACACGCCAGGAUCUUCAAGGCAAAAUAACUUCACUGGACACAAGUACCAUGCGAGCAGCUAUGAAACCUGGCUGGGAGGAUUUGGUGAGAAGAUGCAUUCAGAGGUUCCAUUUGCAGCACGAGGGAGAAAUAUCUUUUGCCAAGAGGCAUCACCAGGAAGUGCUGAGGCAGGGACUGGCCUUCAGUCCUGUGUAUCGCUUCUCCCUGGCGGAUGGCACCAUCGUCUCUGCCCAAACGAAGAGCAAGCUCAUCCGUUCUCAGACGACCAGUGAACCUCAGCUUGUAAUCUCCUUGCAUAUGCUUCACAGAGAGCAGAAUGUCUGUGGAAUGAAUCAGGAUUUGACUGGACAAGGAAUGGGGAAGAUAUUGAACCCAAUUAGUUCCAGCAGCCCUGCCCAUCAGGCCAUGUGCAGUGGGAACCCAGGUCAGGAUAUGACCAUCAGUAGCAAUAUAAAUUUUGCCAUAAAUGGCCCAAAGGAGCAAGUGGGCAUGCCAGCAGGCAGGUUUGGUGGUUCAGGGGGAAUGAACCAUGUGUCAAGCAUACAAGCAUCCACUCCUCAGGGUAGUAACUAUGCACUAAAAAUGAAUAGCCCCUCACAAAGCAGCCCUGGCAUGAACCCAGGGCAGCCAAACUCUAUGCUUUCCCCAAGGCAUCGCGUGAGCCCUGGAGUGGCGGGAAGUCCUCGCAUCCCACCCAGUCAGUUCUCCCCUGCAGGGAGCUUGCAUUCACCUGUGGGAGUCUGCAGCAGCACAGGAAAUAGCCAUAACUACACCAACAGUUCCCUGAACGCACUUCAGGCCCUCAGCGAGGGCCACGGCGUUUCUCUCGGAUCCUCGUUGGCUUCACCUGACCUAAAAAUGGGAAAUUUACAAAAUUCCCCCGUGAAUAUGAAUCCUCCCCAGCUAAGCAAGAUGGGAAGCCUGGACUCUAAAGACUGCUUUGGAAUAUAUGGGGAGCAAUCAGAAGGUACAACUGGACAAGCAGAGAGCAGCUGCCAUUCAGGAGAACAGAAAGACAACAGCGAUAGCAGCAUGCCGCCGGUCGUCAGCGGCGAGAGACCUGAUGGACAGAAUAAACUGCACGAUGGAAAAAGCCAGACAAAGCUCUUACAAUUGCUGACCACCAAAUCAGAUCAGAUGGAGCCUUCACCUUUGUCCAGUACCAUGGGAGACAUUAGCAAGGACUCCACGGGAGGGUUGCCUGGGUCUGGUUCAGCACACGGAACCUCGCUCAAGGAGAAGCAUAAAAUUUUGCACAGACUAUUGCAGGACAGUAGUUCUCCUGUAGAUUUGGCCAAGCUCACAGCAGAGGCCACAGGCAAAGAACUGAACCAGGAGUCCAGUAGCACAGCUCCUGGUUCAGAGGUGACUGUUAAACAGGAGCCAGCGAGUCCUAAGAAGAAUAAUAAUGCACUACUUCGCUACUUGCUAGAUAAAGAUGAUACUAAAGAUAUUGGUUUACCAGACAUACCCCCAAAACUGGAGCGGUUGGACAGUAAGACAGACCCUUCCGGUAGCACAAAGUUAAUAGCGAUGAGGACGGAAAAAGAAGAGAUAAGCUUUGAGCCUAACGAACAGCCGGGCAGCGAGUUGGAUAACUUGGAAGAGAUUCUGGAUGACCUGCAGAACAGCCAGUUACCACAGCUUUUCCCAGAUAGCCGCCCAGGCGUGCCAGCAGGCUCGGUGGACAAGCAAGCCAUCAUCAAUGACCUCAUGCAGCUCACCAGUGACAGCAGCCCCGGCGCGGCAGUGGCCAGCCAGAAACCAGCAAUGAGGAUGUCGCAGAGCACUUUUAAUAACCCACGAGCAGGGCAACUGGGCAGGUUAUUACCAAACCAGAAUUUACCACUUGAUAUAACACUGCAGAACCCAACAGGUGCAGGAACUUUCCCACCCAUAAGAACGAGCAGCCCCUACUCAGUGAUACCUCAGCCAGGACUGAUGGGCAGGAGUGAAGGGAUGAUAGGAAGUCAAGGAACUUUAGGCAACAGCAGCACAGGGAUGAUCGGUGGCGCUGCCCCUCGGCCCGCCAUGGCCUCUGGAGACUGGGGCGGCCAGGCUCCCGCCGUGAGGGUGAGCUGCGCGCCCACGGCCGGCGCCAUGGCCCGCCCGGUGCAGGCGGGCAUGAUCCGCACCCCCACGGCCAGCAUCCCCCUGAGACCCAGCGGCCAGCCCGGCCCCAGGCAGAUGCUUCCAUCUCAGGUCAUGAAUAUGGGGCCAUCUGAAUUGGAAAUGAACAUGGGAGGACCUCAGUAUAGCCAACAGCAGGCACCUCCAAAUCAGACUGCACCGUGGCCAGACAGCAUCUUGCCUAUAGAACAGGCAACUUUUGGUAAUCAGAACAGGCAACCGUUUGGCAGCUCACCAGAUGAUCUCUUGUGUAAUCAUCCUUCAUCAGAGUCACCAAGUGAUGAGGGUGCUCUCCUGGAUCAGCUUUACAUGGCAUUAAGGAAUUUUGAUGGUUUAGAAGAAAUCGACAGGGCUCUAGGAAUACCAGAACUAGUGAGCCAGAGCCAAGCUGUCGACCCCGAGUCGUUCCCGAGCCAGGAGUCGGGCAUGCUGCUGGAGCAGAAGGCUCCGGUGUUCUCGCAGCAGUACGCGGCGCAGGCGCAGAUGGCGCAGGGCAGCUACGCGCCCAUGCAGGACCCCGGCUUCCACGGCAUGGGGCAGCGCCCGGGCUACACCGCGCUGCGCAUGCAGCCCCGGCCCGGCCUGCGCCCCGCGGGCCUCGUGCAGAGCCAGCCCAACCAGCUGCGGCUGCAGCUGCAGCACCGGCUCCAGGCGCAGCAGAAUCGGCAGCCACUGAUAAAUCAGAUCAGCAGCGUCUCCAACAUGAAUCUGUCUUUGAGAACUGGAGUGCCAACACAGGGCCCCAUCAACGCGCAGAUGCUGGCGCAGAGGCAGCGGGAGAUCCUGAGCCAGCACCUGCGGCAGCGGCAGAUGCAGCAGCAGCAGCAGCAGGUGCAGCAGCGCACGCUGAUGAUGCGAGGGCAAGGCCUGAGCAUGACCCCCAGCAUGGUGGCCACCGGCGGCAUCCCAGCGACCAUGAGCAACCCGCGCAUCCCGCAGGCGAAUGCACAGCAGUUCCCGUUUCCUCCGAACUACGGUAUUAGUCAGCAGCCCGAUCCAGGCUUCACAGGGGCCACCACUCCUCAGAGUCCACUGAUGUCACCAAGACUGGCUCACACUCAAAGCCCCAUGAUUCAGCAGUCUCAGGCUAAUCCUGCCUAUCAGUCCUCUACGGAAAUGAAUGGGUGGGCACAAGGGAAUAUGGGUGGUAACAGCAUGUUUUCACAACAGUCCCCACCACAUUUUGGGCAGCAAGCAAGCACCAGCAUGUACAACAAUAACAUGAACAUCAGUGUAUCCAUGGCAACCAACACAAGUGGUAUGAACAACAUGAACCAGAUGACAGGGCAGAUCAGCAUGACCUCAGCGACCUCUGUGCCUACAUCAGGGUUGUCCUCCAUGGGUCCUGAGCAGGUUAAUGAUCCUGCUAUGAGGGGAGGCAAUCUCUUUCCAAACCAGCUGCCUGGAAUGGAUAUGAUAAAGCAGGACGGAGAUGCAGCGCGGAAAUACUGCUGACGCUGAGGGCGGUUUGGUUGCUCCUUUCUUCAGCUGACUGGGCUGACGGCCCCAAACCCUUACCAGUUUGAAGAGCUGUGUCUGUUUGUCUGUCCCGGCGGAGCUGCCAGCCCCGGCGGCUGCCUGCUGCCCACAGGACUCAGCCCUGCCUUCCCGAGGGGAGCCGGGGGUCCCUGCCCAAGAGCAGCCUCUUCUUUGACAGUCUGAAGCUAGCGUACAGACAUUGCUCAGUCUGUUCACUGCAUUCACCUUAGUGCAACUUAGAUCUCUCCUGCAAAGUAAAUGUUGACAGGCAAUUUUCAUAAACCAUGUCAGAUUGAAUGUAUUUAAAUGUAUGUAUUUAAGGAAAAACAACCAUGCUCUUGUUCUGUUUCUGUUUAGUUCUAGACCUUGGGGUUUUUUUGCUUUGUUUUCCCUGGCUUACACAGUCUGGUGCAAAGGAUUCAGUUCUGUCUGAAAACUGGUGUUUUAGACUAAGGCCUGCAUUUUGGGGCGGAGAGGAGGCAUGGAGGAGGGCGUAGAAGCAACGUCUGGUACAUUUAGAGACCUCCAACAAGCGUGUUCCACUGACAGCAAGUCAGAGAAGAUCAACUGAUGCAGAAAACUAUACAGACCAAUUUUGAAUGGGGUUCAAGUUGUAAAACAGAUGAAAACUACCCUGUGAGAGGGCUGUUUAUAAGGGGUGAUUUGGUUGGGUUUUGUGGUAGUGUUUAUGAUGCAAGUCAUGAAUCCAAACAUACAAGUUGGUUACAUUCUCAUUUAAUUAAAUUCCUAACAAUCAGCAAAUCUGUUUUUUUUUUUUAACCUGGCUCUCCUGACCUCUGUCAUCUUACUCUUUCUAAUAGAAUUAAAAAACAGGUUACUCCGUUAUUUCCUUAGGUGUGUUUCCAGCAAUCUGCACAGCCAGUUACUGGAUGCUGAACAGCAGAGUUCAAUGGUAAUGCAUGUAAUGAUUAUGGUAGUGGCAGAAUUGGUGCAUAAUAUCAAAGAUACCUGCUUUAAAGCAUGAUAAUUUCUGGUUCCCAUCCCCUUAGCUGGGAAAGUAACAAUUCCUGUAAUACCUAUAGCAGAUAUCACUACAGACUUCACCACUAUCAUGUUUCUGAUUAUUUUAAAGCAGUGUGGACUACGAGGACGUUUUGUAAGGUACAUAAAAUCCAGUUUAUAUGUAAACAAGCAAUAAUUUAAGUUGAAAACUUAAGUGUUUUACUUGUAUAAUUUUUGUGAGAUAUACAUGUUGUGAAGUUGAUUCCAAAUGAGGUACUUCAGUAUUAAAUUAGAUAUCUUCUUAGCCGUGUGUGUCUCCUGGAAAAGUGUUUUGUAAAGGAUCACAAUGCCUUGAUUAGACCUAAUUUGUAGGCUUGAGACUUCUCAUUUUCUAAGCCUUGUGAUUCUGCUCAUAAUACCAUUUAAUUAACCUAUAUUAUAUGCAGCCACUGUAGGAACCAGUUCUUGAUUUUUGUAUGUUUAUAUCCUUUCGUAACAAAUCUUAGAAAAACUGUUACUAAGCAGGCCACUGUUAAGGCAUGUUGGUUUUUUUUCCUUGCCCACUGUGGUUUGAAUAAUCUUUUACUAUACUGACAUCAGUUUCUGAGGACUUGGAAUAUUAAGAAAUUGAUGAGUUUGACCUGUUUUGUUUCUGCUGACUCCUAAUUGUUUAGGAAUGGUACUCCCUAAUUUAGUGCUCCCACUGAGACUCUCC